Messenger RNA from Stomoxys calcitrans (stable fly), 3859 nucleotides. RefSeq lists its product as uncharacterized. NCBI's taxonomy places the organism in Eukaryota, Metazoa, Arthropoda, Insecta, Diptera, Muscidae. The record is from RefSeq and is a predicted model, not a curated record. Gene Ontology annotation, molecular function: RNA polymerase II transcription regulatory region sequence-specific DNA binding; DNA-binding transcription factor activity, RNA polymerase II-specific. The coding region runs from base 1 to 3252 and encodes 1083 amino acids. The transcript is spliced from 13 exons. Gene Ontology annotation, biological process: regulation of transcription by RNA polymerase II.
AUGACUGAACAGCUGGACCCAAUUUCCCAAGGUAUGCAGCAGGAUUUGCAACUAUGUCAACUGCCGAUAUUGAUAAGCUCUGGUCUACAGUCAAGCCACUCUGGAACCACGAAGUUAGGGGUUUUAGAAAGGAUGAUAUUUAUAGCAUCUGGUCCGAUAGCCAACCACCAGAAUUUACUAUGGACAGAAGUUACAAAGAACAUACGCAGUGACAAAUCGCUCAAGGUGCUGGAUCUCGAAGAUAUUACUAUACCAAUGGUGAAGAAUUUACCUGAGGAGGGUCAUCAACCUAUCUUUGUUUUCGAUUUGAGACUUAAAUUCGAAGAUGAAAGAAACAGUCAGCCAGUCAGUCAGCCAUCUGGCAACGAGAGCAUUUUCAACAAUUUUGAACAGCACAGAACAGAGUACUACAGCACAACAACAACAAAUGCUCAAACGGAAACGGAAAAAACUGCCACAACAACAGCACAACAACCAUUGCAUGUAGUUUACAAUGGCGACCGUAUCCUGCCUUUGUUCCACCCGCCCCAUCAUCAUCAUCACCACUACUUGUACUACUUUCUCCAACCCAAAGACUUAAGCAAAGAAACAAUUGGAAAAAAAAAUGGUGAAAGCUACAAAACGCCCAUUAGGUAUGCAGCCUUGUUCUCCACCCUUGUUGGCAACUACCAUCACCAAGCUGUCCCUAAAGACAAUAGCAAAGGUUUAUGGACCCGUAUUACUAUUUUAGCCUUAGUCCUUUUGGGCAUGGGAUGCCCUCCAGAGUUCCAUCAUUACCUUUCCGCCUCUGCCGCUGCAGUCAUCGCCAUUGCCAUCGCUAUGACAUUAACAAAAACCAACAAAUCUCGCUACUAUGACGACAGGGCCAUCAGGUCUUCUUUUCUUUUCAUUUCCAUCUGCAAGCAGCCAAUACAACCACCACUCACACUUAGUCACGAACAACGUAUUCCAUUGGCGAACUGCGCAAACUCCAUUUCUCUGCCGGUGGCUGUUGCCGUUGUGCAUUCUCACUACGAGUGCUGUGUUAUGAUUGGUUGUUGUCGUUCGUAUUUGCGUAUGGCUAAACAAAGCACAUUUGGACAGAUGCAGUAUCUUUCAGGUGGAGGUCUUCACGAUCCUGAAGGCAUUGGAGCCGAUGUUGAUGCGGGAACAGCGGCCCGAUCAGACUGUCAAGAUGUACGUGGACAGUCAGGGGGCGCUGAAGCUCUGGCGCAGGGCCGUGUAAUAUCAAAACUACAACCCGCUGCAGCAGCAGCAGCAGCGGCGGUGGCCAACAACCAACCAAACACCCCAACAAAGUUCUGGGCCACGUCCGAAGUUGGCAUAUGUCGAAUUUAUGUGUAUGUGUGUAAGCUUGCGUGUAUGUUCAGAAAAAAUAAAUUCAUCCAUUUCGUGUUAAGUAAAGCCCCCAAAACGAAAUCCUUGCCAGCAAACUCUACUACUAUUACCGAUUUAACUCCCCCUGAAAGUGUUAAAUUCUUUCCGUUGGAUUAUCCUGGUGAUUUCUUCAAAACGUAUAUCGAUUCGAGAUUUUACGCCGGCCACAAAUUGGAUUUCAAACAACAAAGUUGUGCCGGCGGCCCUGGAUCAGGUGGUGGAGUCGUCGGCAAUUCCAACAGUCAUCCAUCGGCCACACAUUUAACCGCCGCAUCGGCAGCGGCUGGCCCACUACAUGGCGGUCUAGGUGGGGGCCAUCAGACGCAUCAUUCAUUGCUCAACUCGCAUCAUACAAAUUCGGUGGCCACUUUGCAACAGCAACAACAUCAGCAGCAGCAACAACAACAGCAGCAUCAGACCACACCAUCACCUUCGAUUUCCGCCCAAGGUCAAUUGCAUACAGCCAGCACCGGUGGUGGUGGAGGUGCCCCAAAUACGUCCCUCAAUCCGUCCGCUUCCACAAACGGCGGUAAUCCCUCGCAUUCGGUGAAUUCCGCCGGCUCAUUGGGCAAUACCUCCCCGCACUCAGCAGCUGGUGUACAUCCCAAUCAGGAUACCCAUUCGGCCUCAUCGGUGGCCGCCGCUGUCUCUACCUCCCUAAGUGCUCCCUCUUUGCCUCAUAUAGCCCCCACAAGUUUGGGUCUAAGUCCCCAAUCUUCGGCGGAUUCGCAGCAAUUUAAUAUUUUUCCUGCCAUCUUUAGUCGCCAAUUGAAUUUCUCGGCGGCCGGCGGUUGUGGUCAAAGCAAACUGACCAUGGAUGAGUUAAGGCCCAAUCUGGUGGGCGGUCUCCUAGGCCUACAACAGGGUCUGCUGGAGGAUCAUGCCGCCAAUAUGCAGCAUGGCGGUGUGCCCCAAGACACAAAGUUUAUGUCCUUCCAAGAUAAUCGCCUCAUGGGCAUCAGUUCCUCUCAUGAAAAUCGCCUUCUGGGACUUUCAUCGUCAGUGCAAGAUAGUCGCUCACCCGCCAUCACCUCCAUAGAUAAAAAUCAUCUCAAUCAUCAGCGAAAGUGCAGCAGUACGCCGGAAGAUUUUAGCUCAUUGUAUUCGGGAUUACCAACACCUGGCAUAGAUACUUCGUCGCAUCAUCACACACCCGCUCAUACGCCACCAACUCGGCUAUCGGACCAUACGAUAUCCGCGGAAGGAGCGUUUAAGAAACUGAAACCUGAACCAAGCACGGGCCUUUCAUCCGUUUCAAGCGGUAUAACAUCACCAGGAAGUGGUUUAUCGUCAUUAAGUCACCAUACCGGCCAUACCCCAACCACAGCAUCAUGUCCAACGCCAGCGAGACGAAGACAUCGAACGACAUUUACACAGGAACAAUUAGCCGAAUUAGAAGCAGCAUUUGCCAAAUCGCAUUAUCCAGAUAUUUACUGCAGAGAAGAACUGGCGCGGACGACAAAACUAAAUGAGGCUAGAAUACAAGUUUGGUUUCAAAAUCGUCGAGCCAAAUAUCGAAAACAAGAAAAACAAUUACAAAAGGCUUUGGCACCAUCUGUGAUCCCCUCGUGUAAUGGCAUGAUGAGAAAUAUUCAAGGUUAUAGCGUAUCUCGAGGCUAUCAACCCUAUCCACAUCACAAUUCAAUAAAUCGUUAUCCUCAGGAUCUAUUUCAAAUGGGAGCAUCAUCAUAUCCGGGAAUGUCACAACCAUUUUCAAUGGCUCAUGGCACGAAUAUGGGAUCGGUUGGUGUUCGUCAAGACUCAAUGGGCAUGUCACCGGAAGAUGAAUGGUAUAAUAAAAGUUUAUCGGCGCUUCGCAUGAACAGCUCACACCAUCCGAAUCUCUCCGCCCCCAUGUUGCAGUAUCAAACAUAAUCGAAGACUUUUGACGAUUUCUUUUAAAGUGUGAAAUAUUAUGGACCAUUUGAACAAUUUUAGACCAAACGAACGGAAUAUCGCUUGAAGAAUAUUUUACAAUUUAAAAGAAAUACGUCAAUACAUACAACAUCAGCAGCAACAGCAGUAAAAACACUAGCAUCUUCGCUCUAUCUAGUUACAUAUAUCAAACUAUCUUUCCCACUUGCCCAUAUGAGGAUGAAGUCAUUAAUGAAAAUAGUUUAAUUUGUACUCCUCCUACCAAUGCCAACGCAAUCUACUAAUAUUCCAACGUCUAGUUUCAGUAAUUGAAAUAUGACAUCACGGUUUGGAAUCACACAACAGAUUUUUAUUGUUAACAAAGCCAUGAUGAUAAUGAAAAGUGAAGCACAACCCAUACACAAGAAGAAAUUGUAAUGUAAUUAAAAAAAAAAAAAAACAAUCGUAACACACAAAAAAUUUGUUUCCUAUAUAAGCAUAAUACUUGAAAACUUAAUUUCUUCCUAAGGUCAUCACAAAAAUAGACACAAAUAAAAUUAUUGUAUGUAUAUUUUUAUGUUUUGUAAAUAUUUAAAUAUGAUUUUUGCAAUGCACAGAGGUGAUGAAA